GGCUGGCAGCUUCCCCCGUACAUCGGUGGGUGGAUGGUAUCAUCUCCACACUGGCGGCCUCCCCCGGCGCUCUAGGUUUGUUCCAAUCAGGAUUUCCUUUACGUCCAGGUUGGUCUUUAUCAUGGCUUCCCCUCGGACCGUCACUGUUCUGGCUCUGUCUGUAGCCCUUGGACUUUUCUUUGUCUUCAUGGGAACCAUUAAACUGACCCCCCGCCUCAGCAAGGACGCCUACAAUGAGAUGAAAAGAGCAUAUAAAGGCUAUACAAAGGCUCUGCCGAUUUUAAAAAAGAUGGGAAUAAGCUCUAUUCUGUUGCGGAAGAUUAUUGGCACCUUAGAAGUAGCUUCUGGAAUUGUGAUGACAUUAGUUCCUGGAAAACCCAAAGACGUGGCUAACUUUAUCCUCCUCCUGGUCAUGUUGGCAGUUCUCUUCUUUCAUCAGCUGGUAGGUGACCCACUGAAGCGCUACGCCCAUGCUUUAGUCUUUGGCAUCCUGCUGACCUGCCGUCUUCUGAUAGCACGCCAGCCUGACGAACAGCCAGAACGGGAAGUUACGUUUCAAGGUGCCACAGAAGAGCUUCAGCAAAGUGACUCGCAGGAGAAGAAUAAGAUGAAGGUGUCUUAAUAUCCAUCGCAGAGGGAGGUCCUUCUGGCAGAAUGUUUCCGGAGAGCCCAGAUAUUUCCUUUUUUACAGUUAGAAACCAGUGACAGUGUGCACUUUUUAAAUUAAAGUUUCUUUCCAAAACUCAUUGAUCCCAGGACAGAAACAGAUGGAAGGAACUGGGGUAUAGUUUUUAAAAGUUAGUUGGCUGAAAAAGCAGGAAGAGACUGCAUGGAGUGAAGAGAGAGAAAAGAAAUGUACUCCUUUCUUUCCCAUUGCCAGAGACUGGACAUGUUUGGAUGUUUCCUGGGUAAUGCCCGCUACACUCUGCGUUCAAGUUGGGAAGACAUGUUAGGACUGGGUUCCUACAUCUCAAUCAUUACGCCUUUGUAAUCUUCUUCCAUUUCCAUGUCAGACAUAGCUUGUUUAACUGUCCAGAUUUUUGCCUUCUGUUUUUGGUCUGUUCCUCAUAAAGUUUGUAGUUUUAUGGCAAAUCACUGACGAUUGAAGUCACUAAAUAUUG
This is a messenger RNA of Protopterus annectens (West African lungfish), 1121 nucleotides long. RefSeq names its product transmembrane protein 35A (gene TMEM35A). The coding region runs from base 122 to 622 and encodes 166 amino acids. Gene Ontology annotation, molecular function: acetylcholine receptor regulator activity. NCBI's taxonomy places the organism in Eukaryota, Metazoa, Chordata, Ceratodontiformes, Protopteridae. Gene Ontology annotation, cellular component: endoplasmic reticulum. Gene Ontology annotation, biological process: chaperone-mediated protein complex assembly; positive regulation of protein localization to cell surface. The record is from RefSeq and is a predicted model, not a curated record. The transcript is spliced from 2 exons.